Molecule: messenger RNA, 1113 nt
Organism: Colossoma macropomum (tambaqui)
Lineage: Eukaryota; Metazoa; Chordata; Actinopteri; Characiformes; Serrasalmidae
Gene: asmt
Product: acetylserotonin O-methyltransferase
Exons: 8
Coding region: 1-1038 (345 amino acids)
Molecular function (GO): O-methyltransferase activity
Source: RefSeq, a predicted model, not a curated record
AUGGCUGUAGUGAAAGAGAAUAUGUACCCUAAGAAAAUUCUGCAGUACAUGGAGGGUUACCUGGUGUCGAAGACGCUGUUUGCUGCGUGUGAGUUGGGGGUGUUUGACCUGCUGCAGGACUCACAGCGCCCCCUGGCCACGGCACAGGUUGCGCAGGCUUUGGACAGCAGUGAGGACGGAAUGGACAGACUGCUAUCGGCCUGCGCGGGGCUGGAGCUGCUGACCACACAGCACACCACGGAUGGACAAGUCCUAUACAGUAACACAGAGAUGUCCAGCAUGUUUCUGACCAAGUCCAGUCCGCGGUCUCUGUACCACUCCAUCGACUACAACUCCAACACCAUGUACCUGUGCUGGCAUUACCUCACAAACGCAGUCCGAGAGGGAAAGAACCAGUAUGAGAGGGCAUUUGGAGUGAAUUCCAAGGACCUGUUUGAAGCCGUGUACAGGUCCGACGAGGAAAUGGUGAAGUUCAUGCGGCUGAUGAACUCCAUCUGGAACAUCUGCGGCAGGGAUGUGGUCACGGCCUUCGACCUUUCUCCAUUCAAGAGCAUUUAUGAUCUCGGAGGCUGUAGUGGAGCGCUGGCGAGGCAGUGUGUGCAGAUCUACCCCGACUGCACCGUCACCAUCUUCGACCUCCCGAAGGUCGUGCACAUGAGCCGAGAGCACUUCCUCUCAGACGACCGGAUCAGUUUCCAUGAAGGAGAUUUCUUUAAGGACAGUCUGCCAGAAGCUGACCUCUACAUCCUAGCAAGGAUCCUGCAUGACUGGACAGACGAGAGGAAUGUAGAGCUGCUCACCAAAAUUCACCAAUCCUGCAACCCAGGUGGAGGUGUUUUGCUGGUUGAAGCUCUCCUCUCUGAAGAUAACAGUGGACCCCUGACCACUCAGCUCUACUCCCUCAACAUGCUGGUGCAGACUGAGGGCCGCGAGCGGAAAGGUUCCGAAUACGCCGCCCUGCUGACCAAAGCCGGAUUUACCACAGUCCAUGUCCACAAAACCGGAAAAAUCUACGACUCCAUACUCGCGCUGAAGUAGAGCAGAUCUCAUCAAUUACAGUGACCAGAAACGGUCACCUCUGACCUUGUGACUUCCGUUACAGAGGAGUACAGA